Molecule: messenger RNA, 1283 nt
Organism: Lutra lutra (Eurasian river otter)
Lineage: Eukaryota; Metazoa; Chordata; Mammalia; Carnivora; Mustelidae
Gene: SFN
Product: stratifin
Exons: 2
Coding region: 47-793 (248 amino acids)
Biological process (GO): signal transduction
Cellular component (GO): cytoplasm
Molecular function (GO): protein kinase binding
Source: RefSeq, a predicted model, not a curated record
AGCGAUGAGCCAGCCUGUGGAGCCAAGCCCGACGCCAGCAUGAGCCAUGGAGAGAGCCAGUCUGAUCCAGAAGGCCAAGUUGGCAGAGCAGGCUGAACGCUAUGAGGACAUGGCAGCCUUCAUGAAGAGCGCCGUGGAAAAGGGUGAGGAGCUAUCCUGCGAGGAGCGAAACCUGCUGUCAGUGGCCUACAAGAAUGUGGUGGGUGGCCAGAGGGCUGCCUGGAGGGUCCUGUCCAGUAUCGAGCAGAAAGGCAACGAAGAGGGCUCGGAAGAGAAGGGCCCUGAGGUGCGAGAGUACCGGGAGAAGGUGGAGACUGAGCUCCGGGGCGUGUGUGACACAGUGCUGGGCCUGCUGGACACCCACCUCAUCAAGGAGGCAGGUGAUGCCGAAAGUCGGGUGUUCUACCUGAAAAUGAAGGGCGACUACUACCGCUACCUGGCUGAGGUGGCCACCGGUGAUGACAAGAAGCGCAUCAUUGACUCAGCCCGGUCGGCCUACCAGGAGGCCAUGGACAUCAGCAAGAAGGAGAUGCCACCCACCAACCCCAUCCGCCUGGGACUGGCCCUGAACUUUUCAGUCUUCCACUAUGAGAUCGCCAACAGCCCCGAGGAGGCCAUCUCACUGGCCAAGACCACCUUCGACGAGGCCAUGGCUGACCUGCACACCCUCAGCGAGGACUCCUACAAAGACAGCACCCUCAUCAUGCAGCUGCUGCGAGACAACCUGACGCUGUGGACCGCCGACAACGCCGGGGAAGAGGCAGGAGAGGCUCCCGAGGAACCCCAGAGCUGAGCCAAGCCCGCCCCCUCCCUGCCGCGCCCUGCCCUCCCCAGCACCCCCACCGUGGCAGAGAGGACUAGUAGGGGUGGGAGGCCCGACCCCUCUCCCCGAACGCUCUGCACCCUGCUCACAAGAGCUCCAAGGAGAGGGACCAGCAGAGCUGAGGCCAGCUGGAGCCAGGGGGUCCCGCUCUGCCUGCAGCUGUGGGAGCUCCUCGCCAGGGGUCAGCCCACCCACCCCUGCUCUCUGCACCCCUCCUCCAAACCCCACCGCCAACCGGGCCACCUCUAACCCCUCCUGCCUCCUUCCCACCCCGUUGGCCUCUGAAACUUAGGAAUUGAGGAGUGUCCCACCCUUGUGCCUGAGAGCUGGACUGUAUGGCAGAUGAGUGUGUGAGAGACAGAGAGUGAGAGCGAGUGAGUGUACGACCCAGAAUGACAGGGAAAGCAUGUCUGCUGGGUGUGACCCUGUUUUCUCUCAAUAAAGUUCCCCUGUGACACUC